Messenger RNA from Penicillium canariense, 1803 nucleotides. RefSeq lists its product as uncharacterized. NCBI's taxonomy places the organism in Eukaryota, Fungi, Ascomycota, Eurotiomycetes, Eurotiales, Aspergillaceae. The record is from RefSeq and is a predicted model, not a curated record. The transcript is spliced from 3 exons. The coding region runs from base 1 to 1803 and encodes 600 amino acids.
AUGGACCUAUUCGUGACAAAAGCAGCAGUGUCCUUCUUGGUGCUGUACGUUAUUUUCCGUCUUGCGUUACUCUUCAUGACAGAAACAAAUCUCUGGAUGUGGAUGAUUUUCUUCCUUGAGGUAGCCUCCUAUGGCCAGAUCCUACCCUUUCAAAUUUUGCGUAUAUUUGCGUUAAAAGCUGAGACGCGUUCUGUGCAGCCCAGCCGACAGGCACGUCGAUUGGUCGGUAAUCAAGUGCCUCUAGUGGAUGUAUUUAUCCCAUGCUAUGGAGAGCCCAUCGAAAUCAUCUCAGGGACAGUUCGUGGUGCCUGUCUUCUCAACUAUCCUCAAGACAGGUUCCGGGUGCGGGUACUCGACGAUGGAAACUCACCCAGUCUUCUCGAGGCCGUGGAGAAACUACGCACUAAGUGGCCCAAUUUGCACUAUCACACUCGGGCCACGAAGAAGGGCACCAAAACUUUUGCCAAAGCAAGCAAUUUGAACCACGUUCUUUUUGAUGAAUCCAAUGGUCAGCUUCCUGAAUUCAUUACUGUACUUGAUUCAGACUUCAUUCCGUCGCCAGACCUACUUCGAGCCGGACUAGCACACCUGGUGACAGAUCCCAAACUAGCUAUCGUUGGGACCUCACAGAUCUAUUAUAACCUUCCUGUCGGGGACCCUCUCUACCAGGGCUUAGAAUGGUUCGUCGCGGUGCUCAGCCCCCAGCUGACCGCACUUCGAGGCGCUGUCGCUGGCGGAUCUGGUUGUCUCAUUCGUCGGGGUCCGCUCGUCGCUGUUGGUGGUUUCCCUGUACUUUUCAGCGGGGAAGACAUGAUCCUUUCUUAUACCCUGCUGGCAUCUGGUUAUGAUAUAAUAUCACUGGCAGAGCCUCUUCAGUAUGGGAGGGUCCCAGAAAGUAUCCAGGGCCAUAUAUUUCAGCGAAAAAGGUGGUCAGUCAGCUUGGCGGAGCGCAUUAUGGCAUGGAAUGACUCUGUGCAGAAUUCAAUCCCAAACUCACGUCGUACUUCGAUGGUAAUAGAAGGCCUGAUUCAUAUUCUGACACUCUUUUCCCGGACGCUGGAAUUUAUUGUGCUCCCGCUGGCGUUGUUCACCGGUCAGCAGUUGGUCCCCGCACCAAGCCUUUGGAUAUUGAAAAUCAAUGUCAGCAUGGCUACCAUAUACCUUUCAAUCCUCUAUGCUAGCCAGUAUAUACAGGCUCUUUGCGUGGAAUUUAAAGUCUCCCUCUUUCCACAUCUAGAGGAAGCAUGGAUGGCUCCAGGGCAACUUCUCGCCAUCAUAAGAUUCUUCUUCUUGAGAACCAAAUCCACUAGAUCCCCAGUGACCGGAAGCUCUGAUCACCCCUGGAAUCAAGACAUGUCAAGCCAACCCGAGGGUCUGAUGAGUUUGACCCAGCGCAUGAUCCCAGAUACCGAAUUGUGUAUCAAUGGACUGUCACUCAUCGCUACUAUUGUGGCCAUUUACUAUAACUUAAUGGCCAAAUUCCGCUGUUCGAUUUCCGAAAACGACAAGAGCGUUGUUGCCCUAUUGCUCACCACUGCAGCAUGGCCACCAAUCCUGCACCUAAGCUAUAAUAUGAUUGCAGCCCACUUAGUGCCACUGUCUGCUUGUUUGCGCUUACCUCAAUAUCCUGAAUUGGGGGCAGCUUUGGGUCCUCAUCCUCAUGAUCCAACUGCUUUGUUUCCUACAAAAGCGAUCCAAGACAGCUUGAAGCAUGCGAGAAGGCCAUCUUUUGGUUAUGGAGGCCAUUUCCUCAUCAUUCCGAUAGUUCUUGCUGGCCUAUUUGUGGUGAUUACGUUGCUCUGA